AUGGAUUCACUAAAACAUAAAACAUGUACUGAUGCAUUACCACCAAGGGAUGCCAUUUCUUCCAAUCAAUCAGCAUAUCUUAUCGUUCAUGCUAUGGGAGAAACACCUCUAUCUAAACGUUCUCCUUUUUUGAUUCAAAAAUUGUUUGAAUCGACCAUUGGGAAUCUUAAAAAAAUUCAAAAACUGAGGUCAGGUGAUCUACUUGUAGAAGCAGUCUCCCCUCAACAGUCAGCAAAGCUUCUGAAAAUGAAGUCUCUAGGAGAAAUAAUGCUAACCAUCACACCACACACAAAUUUGAACUCGUCACGUGGUGUGAUAUCUGAAACCAAUCUGACGUCUGAGGAUGAAUCAGAUAUUCACAUUGGUCUCUCAGACCAAGGUGUCACUGCUGUUCGACGAAUUUUGAUCCGUCCUGAUGGCAAGUUGAUACCAACAAAACACCUUAUAUUGACUUUCAACAAACCAAGAUUGCCAUCUUCUGUUGCGGCAGGAUAUCUCCGUUGCCGAGUUUGCCCAUACAUUCCAAAUCCGCUACAUUGCUUUAAAUGUCAGCAGUUUGGACACUCCCAAAUAUCAUGCAGAGGAAAAAAAGCAUGCGCACAGUAUGGAAAUGAAGACCACAAGAGUACUGAAUGCACAAGUUCUUCAUGCUGUGUAAACUGCAAAGAUUCCCACCCUGCCUAUUCUCGAAAAUGCACUACAUGGCAGAGAGAGAAAGAAAUUCAGUGA
This is a messenger RNA of Centruroides sculpturatus (bark scorpion), 729 nucleotides long. RefSeq lists its product as uncharacterized. The record is from RefSeq and is a predicted model, not a curated record. Lineage: Eukaryota; Metazoa; Arthropoda; Arachnida; Scorpiones; Buthidae. The coding region runs from base 1 to 729 and encodes 242 amino acids. The transcript has a single exon.